GACCAGCAGGCGCACCGGCAGUCCCGUCUCUGCUGACUCAGUGCCUUACCAGCAGUCACUUCGCCCCGCGAUACCGCAUCCAGCAGCCGACGCAGCCUCCUCCGCCCAACCGACCCCGGCACCACCACCAACCACCACCCACCACCACCGAAGAAAUGGCUAAGACCGCAAUUGCAUACAAAGAGAAGAUGAAGGAGAUCUCCGUUCUCUCAUUCAUCUGCUCUUGUCUGUAUCCGGAGACCCACAAAAACAUCAUGGGCGACUUCGAAGACAUGGACAUCAAGCCGAUUAACAAGCGAGCCUCAGGCCAGGCCUUCGAGGUCAUCCUGAAGCCGACCUCCCCCGUGUCUGAUGCUGCGCACUGCGUCACCACCCCCCCAAAGAGGGACGUUUCCCUGGAGGACAUCCAGAAGAAACUGGAGGCAGCUGAGGAACGGAGGAGAUCCCAGGAGGCACAGGUACUCCGGGCCCUGGCCGAGAAGCGCGACCACGAGCGUGACGUGCUGCUGAAGGCCAUGGAGGAGAACAGCGCCUUCAGCCGCAUGGCCGAGGAGAAGCUCCAGGUGAAGAUGGAGCACAUCGAGGAGAACCGGCAGGCUUACCUGGCGGCCAUAAUGGAGCGCCUGCAGGAGAGGGAGAGGCACGCUCAGGAGGUGCGCCGGAACAAGGAGUUGAGAGAAGAAGUGACAGCGUGAGAAGCCCCAACAGGAUCUACAUCCCACCUCCAACCCUCCCCCCCCCCUCCCCCCGACCCUAACCCUAACCCCAACCCCAACCACCACCCCCCGACCCUGAGGAACAACCCCGUUUUUUUCCCCACCUUAAUUCCCACAUGUCCCCACCUUGUCCGCCAUACUCCCCCCAUACUACUAUGGAAACUACCACAGCCCGAGACGCCACCCCGAGACCCAGUGGGAGGAUCAAAAUGGGGGUUGGGGGAGGGAAAAAAAACAGCAAACCACCAUUUAGGCUAAAAAAGGAAAAUUAAUGUCUCCCACCCACUCUUCCCAAAAAAAAAGAAUAUUUUAGCCCCGUUUCAAUUGAGAUGAAAAAAAUCAAAUUGAGAAGUGACAGUGGGUAUUGGUUUUUGUAAAUACUUCUUUUUUUGUUAUAUACAGUACGAUACAAGCAGCAAGUAUUGCAGUGUGCCAUUUUUUUCUAUAUAGGUUUCCUCUCUCCUGCUUGAAUAUGGAUGUAAUUAUUUGUUCAUUGUAGGCUUUUGUUUGGUUCAUUUCAGCCCGAGAAUCGCCUCGGGCGUAGGUGUUUGUCGUGAGUUUGCCAGCUAGCCGAUGUUUGCCGCGACCCGCUUUGCGUCCUUGCGAGGCCCCGACCCCCCCACACACCCACACCACCCCCCAUCCGGCUGUUAUCCCUCGUCCCAUUGAAUGGGCCCUGGCUCGUUCGACCCGUCAGAUCUGGAAAACAGAAUUGGAUCUGUGUUUGGUUGGAGUGAUUUUCCAACCGGUUUCAUGCCAAUUAGCGAGGGACAUGGGCGGGAGGGCCACCGGAAGGAACGCGGGGAGGGGGGGGGGGGCGGUUUGCUUUGUCUGGGGACCGCAGGUAGUCGCUGCACAUCUACUCCUGUGAGGUAGAUGGUGAUUGUACCACAGGAGAACACUAUAGCAUUUAAUGAGCCCAUCCUCUUCCCCCCUCCCCUCCGUCUGCAACCUCCUCAUCUCUCCACAUGAGUUCAUACUGUAGAAGCACUCACUCACACGCUCUCCACAUGGGCGGGCCUUUAGCCAAUCACAGCACGGAGCUCAAGAGGAGCUCGCUCGAUUGUCCAUCAACCCGCGGGCCUCUUAUAUUCUUCAGAAACAAGCAUACAAUCACAAGUUACUGUAUUUACUAUACAACACUACUGAGGUUAGACGCGUUACCGCGAACCGGAGAAAUUACAAAUUUAUUGCCGCUUUCUCCAUUUCAUAGAGGCUAGAAUAGAGUAGUGGCCGAAACGCCAUCAGCUCCUGCUGUAAUCAUCGCACUUCACUCCAAGACACUGUCAACGCCACCGAAAGGUCGGCACAAGAAAGAUACUUAAGCCAUAACAGGUGUAGCUGCAACCAUGAUGGAAAACAAAGUAUUGCCGUCUGUAAAGGUGUUCAGGAGUGUAUUAAAGGAAUGUCGGUCACACUCGCACGGCGGGCCAACAGAUGUGUGUGAGUGUGGGUGUGUUUUGCGGAAAUGGCAGGUAGAUAACAGAGUGUUUGUGCCAUGUGAUAUUGACCCGGUGAUGUAAAAUCGAUGCCAUUGCAGUGUGAAACAACAUCACAGACGGACGAUCCUACCUGCCUCUCUCUUUCUCUCCUCUGUCCAUUUGUGUGUAUCCCUCCUCUCCACGUAUAUCUUUGUGAGCAAGCAGUGGUUAAUAAAGAUUUGGGGUUCAGUGAAUGAAA
Gasterosteus aculeatus aculeatus (three-spined stickleback) is the source of this 2396-nucleotide messenger RNA. It is a transcript of the gene stmn2b, whose product is annotated as stathmin 2b. The record is from RefSeq and is a predicted model, not a curated record. Gene Ontology annotation, biological process: regulation of microtubule polymerization or depolymerization; neuron projection development; microtubule depolymerization. Gene Ontology annotation, cellular component: growth cone; neuron projection; cytoplasm. Gene Ontology annotation, molecular function: tubulin binding. Lineage: Eukaryota; Metazoa; Chordata; Actinopteri; Perciformes; Gasterosteidae.